GAUAAUCUAGCGUGUCAAUUCAACCAUUAAUUUAUUUACUUUAGAGAAUUGGCAACAAGUAUUUGGACGUGACAAAUUUGGCAGCCAAAAUAAUACGGCAGAUAACAGUUCUUUUCUCAAAUAAAAGAACGGUUCAGUCAUAUAUAUGCAACUGAAAUAAUAUGCACCAGACAAGGUAGCUCGUCAUAUUACUAAGUGCUAUAACAAUAUUUAAUUCGUAACGCUAAUCGGUAAGGAAGACAGGUAGCUAGACAGCUUCCAAGAAAGAGAGACAGAGAGAGACGUAAUCACACCAAUCUAUGCUAGUUUGAGUGUCUCUAUACAAACACAUACACACACGCGUACGUGCACUAUCAGAAUCUGCAUUGUACACCACGACAAGCCCAGGUGCGUUAUAAGCGCUCAGAGAUACAGCACACGCGUGACGCAUAGCGCAUACUUUUGCUGCGCGCGUACUAAUGUAAGCUUGCAGCUCAGUUCUUUUAAAUAUCGUAUCGUUGUGCUUUCUUCCAUAAUACGCGCUAUUGCAUCCGUUAGAAAUAUUAUCAGUGACAGGUGAAAUGAAUAUUGCUUGUUGCUUUUGAACUAUUUUUUCUUUACCGUAUGCAGUGUACUUGGAACGGGAUGUGUUAAGACUUUGCCGGAGUCAUUCCAUCUCAAUUCUAAACUGUGGUACAACGAAGUUUAUCUUGUUUAUAACAUUUAGGAUGAAAAGCGUUCUAUUUGAACCCUAUUUCCAUUCUAAUAAAUCUCAAUUUAGCAGUGUUUAAAGUGAUUUGUUGGUCAUAGUUUAUGAAUGUUGUACAAGGAUUGCGAUGCAAAGUAAUUGUCUAACGCAAAUUUUACUACCCGACUGGAUGUAUUUUAACAACUUCAAACCAAACGAACAGUGUGUUGUGUACGUUUCGUCACAAAGGACUUCUUAGCCUGACACAUUUCAAAUUUUGUUUUUAACUCAAUAAAGGAUUGGACUAAUGCAUGGCUCGUAAAUCUCAUGUUGAUAAAAAUAGUAGAUCUAGCGAACUCGACUUCUCACACUUUGUUAUUUAUGCGUGAAAACUGGACAAGUAAGAAGUUUUCAGCAUAAAUAGUUAGUGGAAUAUUCAGAUGUCGAAGAUAAUGAAAGAAAACCAUGAAAUCAACCAUGAUCAAUCAAAAACUAGCAACUUUGUGCAAUGGAUUGCAACCUUCGCAGUGUUUCUGCUUGCAUUGCAAGUGGGAAUUGGAAUCGGCUGGGCGUCGCCUAAUAACGCUCGGUUAUUAAAAGACGAUUCUCCAAUACACGCGACCACGGAUGAUAUAUCUUGGAUGACUUCUUUAGUGUCAAUAGGAGCAGCCAUAGGCGCUAUUUUAGGAGCAAUCGCUGUUGAAAUUGCCGGUAGCAGAAGAACGAUCUUAUUGACUUAUGCACUUUUAAGCAUCAGCUGGAUACUGCUACUUGUUUCGAAUUCCGUCGAAUGGCUCUAUGCGUCGCGCUUUAUCAUGGGAAUCGGCUGCACUUUGCUGUAUUGUUGUUUUUCUUUAUACCUAGGUGAAAUAUCGGAUGCACGAAUCCGCGGCAGCCUUAUCUCAUUGGCAAUUAUAGGAUCUCCAUUUGGCUGUGUCUUGGGAAUAAUCGCUGAGACAUAUUUAGACAUGAAAGUGACUGCAUCUAUAUACCUAGUUUUAGGCUUGAUUGGUAUCUUAUUAUUUUUUUGGUUGGACGAUACUCCGUACUACUUAAUCAAGAAAAAUGAAAGAGAUACUGCACUGAUAUCGAUUAACUUUUAUCGUGGCACUAGUUCAGAAAAGGAAUUGGACGAAGUUAUAAGUUUUGUGGAAAAUAGUGCUGAUCUCAAAGAAAAACUCAACAUGUUGAAAGUGUCAGUCGUGAGGAAAUCAAUUUUUAUGAUUAUGUUGGUAUUUACACUCCCUCAUAUUGCUGGUUAUAUGAAUCUUAUGAGUUACAUGCAAACUAUACUUGAAAGCUCUAAGUUUGAUUUGAUAAAACCGGAAGAGUGUGUUAUUUAUGCCAAUAUUAUCACUGUAAUAACAGCAUUUGUGACAUUCAACUUGAUUGAUAAAUUAGGACGUAAAAUUUUAUUAAUAAUAUCUAGUAUUGGCACUGCCAGUGCUUUGGUUGCAUUAGGAACUCAUUUUUAUUUAUUAAAAUCGGAAUUCGAUGUAGAAAAUUUGCAGUGGUUACCAGUUGGUUCCAUUCUAUUUUACUUAAUUACGUAUUCCGUAGGCUAUGGAUCUGUACCUGGUGCAUUGUUGAGUGAAAUGUUCCCUGAAAAUAUAAAAAGUGUAGCUGCUUGUGCAGCUACUUUAUCUGUAUCGUUUUUCGGAUUUAUUGUUGCGAAAGCUUAUCAGCCGAUAAUAGACUCUGUCGGUGAAGCCUAUGCAUUUUGGAUACAUGCCGUGUUAGCAUUGUUAGGAGUACCGUGUGCAUUAUUUAUGAUUAUAGAAACAAAAGGUAAAACUUUUCAAGAAAUUCAGGACAAGUUAAUGAAAGGACAAUGAAAUGAGUACAUGUAAAAAACCGUGCCAUUUUUUAUUCAUGUAUGGUGUAAUUGUAAGACAUUUAUUUAAAAUAAUCAUUUUAUCGCAAUCAUUUUUACAUAUUUUUGUAAAUACUAUUAUUUUCUAAUGUUAUAAAAUUUAUAUUGUACCAUUUAUUGCAUUAAUCUAUAUAAAUUAUUGAUUAUAUUUGCGUAGAGUCUGUAAUUAACAAAUACUCUUAUCAAAGAAAUUGUAAAAGAGUGAAUUAAAUGCAGCAUAUUAAGUAGAUAUAGUUCUAGAAAAAAUAAAAAUUGUAAUCAUACUGUAUGUAGCUAAAAGAAAUUAGAGUUAUAUUUCAUCUGCAUUUACGUUAUUUCUGAUAGAUGUGAUUUUGAUUUAUAUACUCACUGUAUAUUCGACAUUUAUUAUGAAACAUAUUGAGCAUCACACACACACACACGCGCGCGCGCGCGCGCACGCGCGCACACACACACAUAUAUAUUUUUUAAAUAAAAUCUAUGAAUUUUAAAUGACUUGAUUGGUUAGUAUGUCUUUUCUAAAAAGUUAGUUGAACCCGAAACGUAAGAAACGUCUGUAUAAGGCGGAUUAAUGUAUAAGCUUCUAGCGCUUUCGUAGUGAACUCUAUAAUAAAUUCAAUAUCACCAGCGUAAGAAAAUACAUCAAAAACAUUCACAUUAUUAUUGAAAAAAUUACUUGCUUUUCCUUGAAUUUAAAAUAACUAAAAAUGUGGAAUUACACACUUUUAGCUAGGUAUAUUGGAGUAUGAAAUAUAUUCAUUACAUUUUUAGAAAGCCACGUUAUUUAUAAUAAGCGGUACAUAAUUUAGAUAUAUUUUUUACGUAGGAUACCAUGGCGCUAUAAGUUUCAUUGUAAAACCUAUCUAAAACACGUUAGAAACAAAAAUCCAACAUAUUUUUUAUUUUUAAGAAAGAACAUUGAACGCUGUGAGUGUAAGAGUACAAAAUUCUGUGAAUAAGAUGUAUAUUUUUUUUUUACUCCGGUAAGAGAUUUAAAGAACUUGACAACAUCAUGUCAUUUCAUUCCAAGUAUAACAUAAUUCAAGAAUAAAGUUAGUUAGACUGUUUAUCUAUUUUUCAACAUUUAGCAUUUACACUCAAUAUGCAUGUAAUAUUAUUAAUAAUAUAAUUUAAUAAUGAUAAACGAUCUAAGUGAACUAGGAUAUAAUAAAUGAAACUCGAUAGUAGACGAACGAGAUAGAAAAACUCAAGAUGUUUUUACUUUAUAAUACCUGCUCCCUAAUAAAAAGGUGAAUUGUGGCUUAUGAUUUAUUUGAAUUGUAUUAUUGUAUCUUAUGAAAUAUCAGUUUAAUAUCAGUAUUUGUCAAAUAAGUGAUGGAUGGUUCUGUCAAGGAAGUGAAAGUAUGUUCUUAAAUCAAAUUGUUUGUUGGCCAGUACUAUCAAAAGUUUCGGACAGGCUCAUUGUCUAAAUCUCAAUCC
Molecule: messenger RNA, 3959 nt
Organism: Phymastichus coffea
Lineage: Eukaryota; Metazoa; Arthropoda; Insecta; Hymenoptera; Eulophidae
Product: facilitated trehalose transporter Tret1-like
Exons: 6
Coding region: 1108-2502 (464 amino acids)
Biological process (GO): transmembrane transport
Cellular component (GO): membrane
Molecular function (GO): transmembrane transporter activity
Source: RefSeq, a predicted model, not a curated record